Sapajus apella (tufted capuchin) is the source of this 3808-nucleotide messenger RNA. RefSeq names its product centrosomal protein 85 like (gene CEP85L). The transcript is spliced from 13 exons. The record is from RefSeq and is a predicted model, not a curated record. The coding region runs from base 1139 to 3619 and encodes 826 amino acids. Lineage: Eukaryota; Metazoa; Chordata; Mammalia; Primates; Cebidae. Gene Ontology annotation, cellular component: centrosome.
CAACAUUUAUUUCUCACUUUUAAAUGUCUUUUUUUUAAAUGAAGCAUUUUAAACAGAGUUUAAUAUAGUUGAUAUUAAAUAUUGCAUUUUUAGUACUAUUUUCUUCUUUUGUGAUCUAGUUUAUAUUCUUAAAAAGUCCCGUCCCAAAACAUUAAAUAUCCCAUUUUUCGUCUGACCAACCAUACUUACACACACACACAGAGUCACUAUUUUCAUUACUUACUUCUUUUAUCUCUGCACAGUAGAACAACUGCCAAGAUUGAGGCUUACCAAGGUUCAGUGAUAACUGUCUUUGCUUGUAAGAUUCUCCUUGUAGUCCUAACAUACUGUCACAACAAAACAAAAAUACGCCAGUUUACCACAUGGGGUUUAGUAAUGGUUAGGUAGUCAUUAGGUUCUCCAACUUGUGUUACGAUACAUUUUAAUCAUUCUGAAAACCAUGGCUGUAUCCUCCCAUAUAUAUGACAUUCAUGUAUCAUGGAUGUGGGGGGAAGCAUUAGUUCAGUAUAUACUCAGAAUUCAUAUGAUUAACAGAAAUAGAUACUUUAUCUACAUAAUAUUCUCACUUAGUAUUUCAAUUAAUUUUAAUUGCAUUAGCCCUCUAUCCUCCCAAGUUUAAUUACUAAGGACACAAAAAUCUUUAUCUUUGGUGCCAAGUGCACCAAAAAAAAGCAACAUGUUUUUACUGUUUGCUUUUACUCUGUAAUAGAUACUGAUAUAUUUUAGAUACUUUCAGCUUCACAUGUACUUUUUUGUGUGUGUGGAGUAGCAUGUCCAUACAUUGAUAAAAAGAUGUAGAAAACCCGAGUAAACGAUUUUCUUUUAACAUUGUUUAGAAUGAAGUAGAAAUUGUCAGUUUUGAAAUAAUAAGUGUAUUUUAAACUUGCAAAGGUCAAGAUAUUUCUGUAAUGUUUUAUACAUUUCUUAGAACAGCAUCACAAAUGAAUUUCAAAAGUUCUGUUCCCUGAGACUGUGGUAACUACAAAGCGUGAAAAAAAAUGUGUACUUUACAUAGUGCUAUAGCUUCUGAUAAUUUUCUUUUUGGGACUUAAAAAGACGUCUGUCUUCCUCAAGUGCUAGAUAAAAUGAGGGAAUGCACAUUUAAAUCAGAAAAAAGAACCAAUCACAUUAGUCUUUCAUGUUUCCUGUUUCUUUUUAUCAUCAGAAACAGCUGACCCUUGACCAACAAUACAUGAUUUGGAGAAAUAAUUGGAAGACUACCACAGGGAGACUAAAUGUAAAAUUGCAAUUAGAUAAAUUACAACACAGAUGCCCAGAUUAUUCAUCAGUAUGGCUACCUGGUAAUGAAUCAUUGUGGCAGGCCACAACUGUUCCAUCUAACCAUCGAAGUAACCAUAUCAGGAGACACAGUAUAGCUUCUGACAGUGGAGACACUGGCAUUGGAACUUCCUGUUCUGAUAGUGUGGAAGAUCAUUCAACUUCAAGUGGCACAUUAUCUUUUAAGCCUAGUCAAUCACUGGUUACUCUUCCUACUGCCCAUGUGAUGCCGUCUAACUCCAGCGCUUCAAUUUCCAAACUUAGGGAAUCAUUGACACGAGAUGGCUCAAAAUGGAGUACAAGCCUCAUGCAAACAUUGGGAAAGCACAGUAGGGGGGAGCAGGACUCUUCACUAGACAUGAAGGACUUCCGUCCACUUCGGAAAUGGUCAUCUUUAUCCAAACUCACUGCCCUGGAUAACUGUGUCCAGGGUAGCACUGUUUGCAGAGAAGAGUCAAGGAAUGGUUUGGAAAAGACAGGGAGGGCUAAGGCUUUAAUAUCACAACUGAGGACAGUUGGGCCUAGCUGUUUACAUGAUAGUAUGGAGAUGCUUAAGUUAGAGGACAAGGAUAUAAAUAAAAAACGGUCAUCAACUUUAGACUGCAAAUAUAAAUUUGAGAGCUGUAGCAAGGAGGACUUCAGAGCCUCUUCCUCUACUCUGAGGAGACAGACUGUAGACAUGACAUAUAGUGCCUUACCUGAAAGCAAGCCCAUUAUGACAAGCUCAGAGGCCUUUGAACCUCCAAAAUAUUUAAUGCUUGGUCAACAAUCAGUAGGUGGAGUUCCCAUUCAGCCUUCUGUAAGGACUCAGAUGUGGCUUACAGAGCAGCUGCGGACAAAUCCUUUGGAAGGUAGAGCUACAGAAGAUUCUUACAGUUUAGCUCCUUGGCAACAGCAGCAAAUUGAAGAGUUUCAGCAAGGAAGUGAAACACCAAUGCAGGUUUUAACUGGAUCAUCUCGUCAAAGUUAUUCACCUUCUGGCUAUCAGGAUUUCAGUAAGUGGGAAUCAAUGUUGAAAAUAAAAGAAGGACUUCUAAGGCAGAAAGAAAUUGUAAUUGAUCGGCAGAAGCAACAAAUUACCCACCUGCAUGAGAGGAUAAGGGAUAAUGAAUUAUGGGCUCAACAUGCCAUGUUAGGACAUUAUAUAAAUUGUGAGGAUUCUUAUGUGCCUAGUUUGGAGCCACAAUAUGAGAACACUUCACUCCAGACACCAUUUUCAGAGAAAUCAGUUUCCCAUCCCCAACAAGGGGAAUUUGAGCAAAAGCGUACAUCUACUGAGAAAGAAGUUUUACAGCUUAAUGAGUUUCUCAAACAAAAACUAAGCCUAUUUAGUGAAGAGAAGAAGAAACUGGAAGAAAAGCUUAAAACUAGAGAUCGAUACAUCAGUAGCCUGAAAAAGAAGUGCCAGAAGGAAUCUGAACAAAACAAAGAAAAGCAGAGAAGAAUUGAGACCCUGGAAAAGUACCUGGCUGAUCUUCCAACUCUAGAUGAUGUGCAGAGUCAAAGUCUACAGCUGCAGAUUCUAGAAGAAAAAAAUAAGAAUUUACAAGAGGCUUUGAUAGAUACAGAAAAAAAACUUGAAGAAAUCAAAAACCAGUGUCAAGAUAAAGAGACACAGUUAAUAUGCCAGAAAAAGAAAGAAAAGGAGUUAGUAACUACCGUUCAAAGUUUGCAACAAAAAGUAGAAAGAUGUCUUGAAGAUGGAAUCCGCCUUCCCAUGUUAGAUGCAAAACAGCUUCAGAAUGAAAACGAUAAUCUCAGACAACAAAAUGAGACUGCUAGUAAGAUAAUAGACAGCCAACAAGAUGAGAUUGACAGAAUGAUUUUAGAAAUUCAGUCUAUGCAAGGAAAGCUUUCUAAAGAGAAAGUGACCACUCAAAAGAUGAUGGAAGAGCUGGAAAAGAAAGAAAGAAACCUACAGAGAUUAACAAAAGCAUUGCUUGAAAACCAAAGACAAACAGAUGAGACAUGCUCUUUAUUUGAUCAGGGCCAGGAAGCUGACCAAUCUAGGCAGCAGACAGUUCUUUCCAAACGGCCACUAUUUGAUUUGACUGUGAUUGAUCAGCUGUUCAAGGAAAUGUCCUGUUGUUUGUUUGACUUGAAAGCAUUGUGUAGUGUUCUUAAUCAGCGUGCUCAAGGCAAGGAGCCUAAUCUUUCAUUAUUACUGGGAAUAAGAUCAAUGAACUGUUCGGCCGAAGAGACUGAGAAUGACCACAGUGCAGAAACACUCACUAAGAAACUGUCAGAUGUGUGCCAGUUACGAAGAGACAUUGAUGAAUUAAGGACUACAAUAUCAGACCGCUAUGCUCAGGACAUGGGAGACAACUGCGUUACUCAGUGAUCAAGUAUUAGUCCCACAGCAAUAAUGACCCAUUGUUAAAUGCUGCUGUGUUAUGGAGCCAUAAUGGAAGGUUUCAAGUGACGUGACUUGCACAUAAGGAUUUUUUUCUGUGGAUUUGUUUUAUUGAAGCGGAAAAGGAAUGUGAAGAGGUUUUGAAGGGGCUUAUCUAAUCGGGAAAAAAAAAUCAAA